Molecule: messenger RNA, 3237 nt
Organism: Apus apus (common swift)
Lineage: Eukaryota; Metazoa; Chordata; Aves; Apodiformes; Apodidae
Product: hydroxyacylglutathione hydrolase-like protein
Exons: 8
Coding region: 166-1014 (282 amino acids)
Molecular function (GO): hydroxyacylglutathione hydrolase activity
Source: RefSeq, a predicted model, not a curated record
GCCCGCUGCGGGGAGGGGCCGCGCCGGGGCCGCCCGCAGGUAUCGGCCGGGGCUCGGCGGGGCUGGGGGGCACCGCGAACCCCACCUGGGGCCUCGCCCCGCCGCUGCCUGGGGCCGGAACCCCCCCCCCCGUCUAUGUCCCGCGGCCGGCGCUGGUGAGACACCAUGAAGGUGAAGGUGAUUUCUGUCCUGGAGGACAACUACAUGUACCUGGUCAUCGAGGAGAGCACCCGGGACGCCAUCGCGGUGGACGCCGCCGUCCCCAAAAGGUUGCUGGAAAUCAUCAGGAAGGAGGACGUGGUGCUCAGGGCCAUCCUCACCACCCACCACCACUGGGACCACGCCAGGGGCAACGAGGAGCUGGCGCGGCUGCUCCCCGGCCUGCGGGUGUUCGGCGCCGACGAGCGGAUCGGGGCCCUGACCCACAAGGUGACCCACGAGCAGGAGCUGACGUUUGGGGCCAUCCGGGUGAGGUGCCUCUUCACCCCCUGCCACACCUCGGGCCACAUGUGCUACUUCAUGUGGGAGGACGGCUCCCCAGACGCUCCUGCUCUCUUCUCAGGUGAUACCCUGUUCGUGGGAGGCUGCGGGAAGUUCUUUGAGGGGACAGCGGAGCAGAUGUACACCAACCUCACCCAAAUCCUGGGGGCUUUGCCCAUGGAGACGAAGGUGUUCUGUGGCCACGAGUGCACCGUCCGAAACCUCAAGUUUGCCCUGAAAGUGGAACCGGAGAAUGAAAUAGUGAAGAACAAACUCGCCUGGGCCAAACAGCGGGAUGAUGAGGACUUGCCCACGGUGCCCUCCACGCUGCGGGAGGAGUUCCUCUACAACCCCUUCCUGCGGGUCACGGAGGAGCCCGUGCAGAAGUUCACGGGCAAGACGGACCCGGUGGAGGUGCUGAGGACCCUCCGCACUGAGAAGGAUAACUUCAAGAAGCCCAAGGAGCGGCCCCAUCCCCAGGCUGUGCUCGCGUUCGACUGGGGACUUUUCAGCCCCUUCCUCGAGAAGAAAUGAGGGGCUGUGCUGGGGCUCCCGAGGCGCAGCGGCCCCGUCACGGCUCCCCCGGGGCUGCAUCUGUCCCGCUCCGAGUUACUCCCUUAAGACUUGGCAGCUGGGAAGUGGUUUCUGUCUCUCACCUGCUCAUUUUGAGGCUCUGCUUUGUUCCCUCCAGCCCUGCUCGAGUCCUGUGGGAGAAGGGAGCCUGUGGGUGCCCUGAGAUGGCUCAGCCAGCAGUGACCCCCGUGGUCAGGAGAUGGUUUGGAGGAGAGGACACCCAAUCUGGCAACGUUUGGGAGCUGCUGCUUGUCCUGCAGUCCUUUGUCUGCUGGAGCUAUGGGGGGAGUAUGGAAAAGGUGGGGACCCUGGUGCUGUGCCCCAGGGACCUGCCCAGCACCCACAGGGCUGUCCUGCCCUUCCAGGGGCUCAGCUGGAGCAGCUCCAGAGCCACCGACCUGCUGCCUGGCAGGGCUGGAGGCAAAUCCCUCCUGUCCCUGCUCUCCUCCCGCUGUCCCGGGGCUUGUCCCAGGCAGGGAGCUGCCCAGCUCUGCAGGGGAACACCAGGAAGGGCUCUGAUCAGUUCAGCCUCCAGCCCUGGGCUAACACAAACCCUCCUUGCAGAGGCGUUUGUUUAGGCUUUUCCACCCCCUUUUUCUCCCUUCUUUUUAUGGUAGCCCUAGACAAACAUUGCCUGGGGAGCUGUAACAGUCGCUGAAUUAGGGGGGCCCCCAAACCACUCAAACCGUGCAGACCCCCCUUCAGGUGGAGCUCAGCCCUGGAGGAAAGUCUGCUCUGACCCACUGGCUUUGUAAAAUACUUUGCAAGGUGUGACAGUUUUUUAAGCAGCAAACAGCAACGUGCUGCUGCAGGUCCCUUGCUGCUGCUUUUUUCUCCCCCAAGAUACAAAAACUGGAAAGCAUUUGGCUGAAACUUGUAUUUCUGCUGCCUGUAGAACAAGAGCUGGGGAGGAGCUGGCUCUCCUCAGCCUCUGCAGCCUUCAGUUUGUGCCAAAUCCAGACUGCAUUUUUUUUUUUUUAAGUGAGAAACAUGUACAGCUUUUAUUUGCAGGUGCUGGGGAGGUGCAUCCCAAACCAUCAAAGUUUUAUUUUUGUGGGAAGAAAACCCCAGGGCUCGAUGGUAUCCCUGGGAAUAGCUGUGCCAAUCCUUCUGGAAGGCCCAGGCUGGGGCAGGUGUUCCCUGUGGGACAGUGUCUAGGUCCCUCUUCACUUCAGUAUGCAGAGUGUGUGUCACUGUCCUGGUGUCACUUUUACACCCAGCCUGUGUAGUUCAAGCCAAGCCAGAGGAGCAGGAGCUGCUCCUGAAAUCCUUCACCAUGUCCUGACAUUUUAAAAUGUUGCUUAUAAGUUUUGUAGCUCCUAACACUGGAAUUGAGUUGACUUCAGGAUCUUUCAUGUGUGGACUGUGAACUGCCUCUCUUCCCUCUGAAUCCUGGCUUGUGGCCACUUCUUCCCUUGCUAGAAACUAGACUAAGGUUUUUUUUCCUUUCAUUAAAUUAGAGUGUUAAGAGUUUACUCUUUGCCAGAGGAGGGGAAGAAUUAACCCUGUUGCACAAACUGCCUGGGUACGAUCGCCUCAGAGGUUCCCAGUUUGAUGCAGUGGCAGUUGGUGAAUGUUAACUGGGGGGGUUCCUCUAGAAGGGAGCAGAGAUGUGUGUGUUUGGGGAGGGUUCCUGCUCACACAGACAGCAGCAGCCUGCAGCUCAAAGGCUGGAGGAGUUCAAGCUGUUCUUGGUACCAAGAACAGACACCCCAGGGUGUCUGCAGGACCUGAGGUCUCGGUACGUUCAGUCUUUAAUGGCUUCAGCAGCACAUAUUGGUCUAUGUCACCCCCCCCCCCCCCAAGCCUCAAUUGUUUAAUUUACUGCUAAUUUAGCUUUAUUUAUUUGUGCACUUCUGGCCUGCUGUGCAUGUUCUCAACAGAACCAGGAUGUUUCUUUUGCACUGAUGGGACAGUCCGUGGUCUCAGCACAGCAGCGUGUUGGACCGACUGCUCCAGCAGGGGCUCCUGCUGGGGAUGAACAUCUUACAGGACAGUGGAACACCCUGGGCUCCAUCUGUGCCCGGAAAAAGGCACUUGCUGAAACCACCACUGGCUUAUGAAAUUAAUUGGUGGGGAGGGGGAACCUGCAGGAAAUUCUUGCCUUAUGAACACUGUGAAUUCACUAAUUGAUCAGCAACACCCGAAAAAUGUAAAGCUUUUAAUUAAAAACAUAAAAACCAA